AUGCCCCGCAUACCCGAACCCUACGCAAGCAAGAUCUUCUACUACACGCAGUACGAUAUGCUAUCCGAGCUCUCAAAAGGCAAAAAAUGGACGUUCGCUGAGGUGCGACCUGAUGGAAUUGUGGGUUUUACGCCGACGAGCAAUGCGAUGAAUCUAGCGCAGGGCAUUGGGCUGUAUCUGGCGAUUUACCGAGAAGUGCAUGGCGAAGGCGCAGAGGUCAACUUUCCUGGCUCGGAAAGAGGCUGGAAAUGCAAGCAUUCAGAUACGUCCCAAGGCAUCCUGGCCAAGAUGGAAAUAUACGCCGCGACACAUAUCGAACAGUGCGGAGGCGGUGGCGUGUUCAACAUCGCUGACGGCCAGACGGUAACAUGGGAGGAUAUUUGGCCCAAGCUCUGCAAGCACAUGGGAUUGGUAGGCAAGGGACCCUCACCUGACUCUACGCCAAUGGAAGAAUUUGUUAAGAAGUACACUGAUACGUGGCGGAAGAUGGCUGAGACGUACAGCCUAAAGGAGAAGGUGGUGAGGGAGCAGAACUGGCCGUUUGUGCAUUUUAUGCUCGUGGAUUUCGAUUUCGACAGGCAAUACGACUUGACUCGAAGCAGGGCUGUUGGUUUCGACGAGGGAAUUGAUACGCUGGAUGGAUACGUGAAGGCUUGGGAGAGAAUGAGACAGGCUAAUAUCCUGCCACCUAGGAUAGUGUAA
Molecule: messenger RNA, 702 nt
Organism: Ascochyta rabiei
Lineage: Eukaryota; Fungi; Ascomycota; Dothideomycetes; Pleosporales; Didymellaceae
Exons: 1
Coding region: 1-702 (233 amino acids)
Source: RefSeq, a predicted model, not a curated record